AUGCCGCUCGAUACGAUAUACCUGACCCGCCAUGGGCAUCGCAUGAACUGGACAAUAGACUAUUCCACCGGCACCUACCACAGCGCAUUCCCAACAGCGACCGGCAAUCCAGCCGAUCCCUCGCUGACCGCCCAUGGCGUCCGACAAUCGCACGAGCUCGCGGCGCACGUCACUUCUGACAAAUUCGCGCCCAAGCCAUGGGUCACAUACUCGAGUCCAUUCUACCGAUGUUUACAGACGAUACAGCCGAGCAUUGACGGGCUGAACAAGCUGCACGAGGCUGAGGGGAAAGAGCAUAGGGGCGUUAGGAUUGAGAACGGUCUAGGGGAAUGGUUCGGUGCGUCGACUUAUUUCGAGCAUCCCCCUCCAGCAUCCCCAUCGCAGUUACGCACUUACUUUCCAACCAUCAUCACCGCUGCGACAGAGCACCAGCACAAGGCGCAUGUGAUCCCGUCGUCUAACGGCGAGACGAUUCCGCAACUGCACAAUCGCGUUGCCACGGCGCUCGCAGCGAUUAUAUCCGAUGUUGAUUCUCAGAUACAAGCCGAAGAAGCUCGGACAGGGAAUAGUAGUAGCAAAGCAAUCCUCAUUUGUUCUCAUGCAGCUCCACUGAUUGCUAUGGGGAGAGCGUUGACGGGGAAUGUGCCUGACGAUGUGAAUACGGAGGACUUUUAUGUCUACACGACUGGGUUGAGUACGUUUGUUCGACGACAAAGUAACCCUGCUGCAGGUGAGACAGUCGGGGAAAGGUCACUACUUGCCGCUGGGACGAAGCUGGUUCCUGAGAAUGAGGUGCAAGUACCCGACUGGAAAGACGGUAAAGGCGUCGGUGGGGGGUGGGAUUGUGUGAGUAAUGGCGAUUGCAGUUUCUUGAGCGGAGGAGAGGAGAGGGGGUGGCAUUUCAAUGGUGAGGAGUCAUUUGACACGGGCCCAAUGACUGAUGGUAAUGAAGAGACCGCGAAGCUAUGA
Messenger RNA from Talaromyces rugulosus, 969 nucleotides. RefSeq lists its product as uncharacterized. Bases 1 to 969 code for a protein of 322 amino acids. The transcript is spliced from 4 exons. NCBI's taxonomy places the organism in Eukaryota, Fungi, Ascomycota, Eurotiomycetes, Eurotiales, Trichocomaceae. The record is from RefSeq and is a predicted model, not a curated record.